Messenger RNA from Oncorhynchus nerka (sockeye salmon), 4914 nucleotides. Its product is annotated as homeobox protein Hox-A9-like. Bases 3154 to 3957 code for a protein of 267 amino acids. Gene Ontology annotation, cellular component: nucleus. Gene Ontology annotation, biological process: regulation of transcription by RNA polymerase II; DNA-templated transcription; embryonic skeletal system morphogenesis. Lineage: Eukaryota; Metazoa; Chordata; Actinopteri; Salmoniformes; Salmonidae. Gene Ontology annotation, molecular function: RNA polymerase II cis-regulatory region sequence-specific DNA binding; DNA-binding transcription factor activity, RNA polymerase II-specific. The transcript is spliced from 2 exons. The record is from RefSeq and is a predicted model, not a curated record.
UUUAAUACAUCGAAACUUCAGUCAACGUAGUCUGGGACACGUGCAAUCUGAUUGAAUUGAGUGUUAUUUGUUUUUACAUAAAUAUAUGAAUAAACAAUAGGACAUUUCUUAUUUCCUUUAGCUGUUGAGAAAUACUUACUGUCGUGUAUUUAUCUUAACAUAUCGUCAGUAAUAUUUAUACAAACUCCACUUGUUAUUUUCGUCGUCAAAUUAAGCUCCUGAAUUGCCUGCGUCCUAUAUUUAUCUUGGUAAAAGCUCAGCCAUAGGCGAGUUGGACUUGGAUUUAGCGUAUAGAUAAGCAUGUUUUCUCUCACUCGUGAAGCAAUGACGCCAGACAAGGCCUCGGUUACGACCACUGCAUUGGAGUGGAAGGGGAAGUUGAGUGGGCAACAGCGACCUCAGCGGCGCGCCGGUGGGCAGUUGAACCGGAUGCUUCCGCUGCGCAAUACAGCCCGGACACAAAAGAGGGGAAGGGCUUUAUGGCGAUAUUUAGAUCCGCCAGACAAGCUGUUAUCUGAGGGAAAAAUAAGUGAAUAACCCCUGCGGUAUACUGGGUCCGUGUUAAACACACCCUGAUUUAGUUUACAGCCUUAAAGUGCCAUUGCAUUCACUUGUGUGUCCUUUUUUUCUUUUGAAGGUUGCUGUCUGUGCUGUGUUUAAGUGCGCAUGGCCUUUAUUUAUCCACUAGCCUCUUUAUUUUGUUCUAAUGUCUCUAAUAUAUUUUCACCAAGCAUUAUCUGAUUAUGCACAGUGGUAGGCCCAAUGCUUUCCAGGUAGAUGAACGCCUAUCUUUUCAGUUAUUGGUGUGAGUUAUACCGUUUUUUUUCAGUAUGGGAAAACAGGCUGGAGUGGAUUAUUUAGCAGUAGUCAAUCGCCUGUGGCCUGUAAGGUGUUGGCCUAGCUUUCAGUUUUAUUCCACGGUAAUAAAUAGAACACGUCAUUCUGUGGGCUAUCCUAUCACGGUUCUCUAAAGCUAUGGUAGGGCAAGGUUCGAGAACAUGUCUGGGAAGUGUUACAACGUGUUACGCCGACAUUUCCUCUCUUCAUACUAGUUCAGAUUUUAUCAUCUUGUAUCCAGACUUAGGUUUGCUGUUGGUUUGUAUUGUAUUUGUUUGUCCAUUGUUGUUCGGUUUUUGAAAACGAGUUUUAUUUCUGCUUUCAAAUUUGAUUAGAACGUGAUCUAUGUGUCUGAAUGAUGAAAUAAACAACCCCAUGUUUAAACUAUCUAUUAAAUUAUCUAUUAAUUUGAUGUUUUUCUCUCGAGGUAUUUCACACUUUCGGCUUCUGUACAUUAUGCUGUAUUUGUUAGCGUAUUAUUUUCUACUUAAUAGUGUAUCAUUUUUUCAUUAGCCAUAGUGGCUUCCAUAAUUGGCACUGUAGCCUAUUGGCUGGUAGCCUAUUUGUAAUAGUGCUAAUGGUAAUUAUGGUUAGGGGCCUGUGUUUUGGUUGAUUAUGUCAUAUGACCUGGAUUUUAACAGAAGUGAGAAAUGAGAAAUUAGAAUUAGAACAAAAAUAAAAACAAUUGUCUGAGGAUGAUGCUGGACCAUCUGACAUAAAAAUAAAAGGGUCAAAUUUGAUAAUAUAUAUAUAUAUAUAUAUAUAUUUUACAUAAAGGUUCAAAUCCAGGUAAACCAAAACACGGUCUUAAUAAUGACAGUGGCCUCAUAAUAGGCGUAUAGAACUUCUAGUAAUACUCGGAUGCAAACAAUAUGUGUAGGCUAAUUCUUAGUAAUAUUGGUCAAGUAUUUGUACUUGAAAAAGAAGCCAGCUCGACGUGCACUACUAUGUGCAUACUAUUUUCUAUGACGAAUAUCCAUAAUUGUCGCUUAUUUUGUUGAAUCUUAAUUGUUUAAAUAUGCCACAAUUAGUCCUAUUUCCAUGUAGGUUAUUGAUUGAAUUAAUAUAUUUUCUGUAAUAGAACAUUGCUGUUUAAUUCCUCGGUUUAGUUUAAUAACCAGAAUGUAGGCUAUCCUGGAUAUUCAUGGCCAUAGAAUACAAUAUUAUACUAGAACAGUAAAAUGAUUCUUUACAUUUUUUUGUUUUUGUUUUAAGGCAGCAGUAAAUACAUUAACUUAACCGGGUAGACCUGCUACUAUGCCAACACACAUUUCUAUUCUAUUUAGACAUUUGUUUUCUAUAAAAAAAGAACUAUACGAAUUAAAACUUUUCCAUAUUUUGCUAUUGAAAAUAAUAUUACUUUUACUGAGAAAUUAUAUAUAUAUUUUUCCAAAUAGGCAAUAUAAUAACAAUGUCAUAGGAUGUUGAUGAAAUAACACAUUCAAGUAGUCAGAUAUUAUUCUCAGCAGGCUUGUGGUUCUAUUAAUCUUAUAUUAUAUUAGGUUAUUAUUGUAUAAUACCAAACUAAUAGCUUGCUAUAGCACACCUUUGAAAGCUUAUGUUUAAUGGGGCGUGAACGUAAAAGCUUUUCAUUUUGGAAUGUUUCCUGACAAUGAAAAUAUGAAAGGUUUGAACAUGGAAAGCUACCCAGAGCAUUAGUUGUAAGAAAGAAUAUCUGAAUAAUUGACGUUCCUUGGCGCCAUAGAAAUAAUGCAUUUUAUGACAUUUGGUAUCGUUAAUAAGCCCCAAUAUGGCGGCGUUAUCCUGGUUAUGUUCAGCUCCUGUAUGUUUUGUUGUGAGUAUUAUUGGUAAUGCUUAUUACCCUGUAACAUAUGUGUAAAUAUACUCGUUAAAUGUGUGUUUUGGGAGAAUUAUUUAUUGGAUUUGCUGACCUAUACUAAGUGGACAGAUACUUCCAAUGGUAUUUCAGUUUAGUCUACUCUCCCUUUCCAUAGCCCUACAUUUAUAUCAGCAGUAAUUGUAUAAAAUAAUAAUAAUUUGCUUUUAAAACUAGACAUUGUUACGUUUUAAGACAGAGACCCGCGAGCAUUUAAUAGCCAAAGGGAUUGAUUUAUCCUUUAUUGUUCAGCCUUUAUGAUCACGUGCGCUCGUCACCCAAUCGAAUGGCAGUCUUGCUUCCCAACUAUUAGUCGACUGUAGAUCUUUGUGGUGCCAAGUUGCUAUACUUGAUUUCUUCAGAUUGUUAUUUUGUAAAAGUCGGGUUUAGUGCGUGUGUAUGUGUGUGUGGUGUGUGUUGCACGCGUGUUUUUGUAUGUAUCUGUGUAUGUGUGGGUACAUGUGAAAGUCUCUUUUGUCAUGUCGACAUCUGGAACGUUGACUAGCUACUACGUCGACUCCCUCAUCUUGCCGGAGAACGAGGAGCUGUCCGCGCCCAGAUACACCUCCGGUCCGGGGGGGCUCCAGCAUGCGAGGCAGCUCACCUCGCUUACCGAUCACACCGAGCUUGGGCCCUGCACCUUCCCGACGAAAGCUCCGGUCUUCAGCCCGUCCUGGGGCCAUGUAUCGACCCAGUUUCCAGGUGCCGUGUCAUCCGUGUACCACCACCCGUAUGGGCAUCACCAAGGCCCGGCUCCAGGCGACUUGGAGGGUCGCUACAUGCAGUCCUGGCUGCUUGAGCCCAUUUCAGGGUCCUUGCCCUUGACCGGAAUACCAACGAGUCAUCAUUACGGGAUCAAACCGGAGAGCCUGGGCGCACGUGUGGACAGCGCGCUGCCUGGAUCCCAUACCGCACUGCUCCUGUCCGACUUCACCAACCGGACAGUUGUGACAGCGUCCCCGGUGGACAAGAACACACUACCUGGCCAGACCGCAAACCUGAACGGGGAGAUAGAGGAGAAACCGGCCCUCGAUCCAAAUAACCCGGUAUCUAACUGGCUCCACGCAAGCGCCACGAGAAAAAAGCGCUGUCCAUACUCCAAGCACCAGAUCCUCGAGCUGGAGAAAGAGUUCCUCUUUAACACGUACCUCACGCGGGACCGUAGGUUCGAGGUCGCGAGGCAGCUCAACCUUACCGAGAGACAGGUCAAAAUCUGGUUUCAGAACCGCAGAAUGAAGAUGAAGAAAUGUAAUAAAGAUUGUGGACCAAAAAAUGAUUUAUAGUUACCUAUGACUCAUUGAACGAGAACGUAAAAAAUAUCACAAAAAAAGGGAUAUCUGUGAAAAUACUGUCUUUUUUAGAAGUCGCCUUAUUGUUUUAUUCCAAACAGAAGCUGUUAUGUGUCUUGUAAAAAGCAUGUCCGGCUCUACUCGUCGGUUUGAUGCAACUACCUUUAUAUUGCACAAUUUAACAGUGCGCAUAAUUUGUUGUUAUUGUUAUUAUGAUGUUAAUUAAUUAAGGCCUCGGCUGCAAGUGUCAUUGUGUAACACGAGUAUUAGUAGGCCUGUUCUCUGUGCUCAUUUGUGUAUGGAUGUUUGUAGCUAUGUGUGUGUUCUCUGGUUUGUAGAUAUUUGUAUUUCCGGUUCAACUGAAUUUAGUUUUAAAUGUGAUUAAGUUUUUGUUGUUGUUGUCAUUAUUUCAGUUACUGGUAACGUUGAUUCAUGAUCUAACGUUGGAGCGAUAGACUAACGUCUGGCUGCUAACGUCUGGCUGCUAAGCUGCUAACGUCUGGCUGCUAAACGUGAUGGUAGCAUUUUGAAGGGGGUGCAUGAGUAUCAAAAGCCUUUUUAAAAUGCAUAUAGGCCUAUUGAUACUAUUCAUAGAAGGUACAUAACUACCUAGACGUCUCUCAACUACCUAUAAUUGCAAGACCUAUAAUUGCAAGAGCCUAUUUCAUUUUUACCUGACUCCGUUGUGAAGAAACAUAACGCUUGUAUAGGAAACUAUGUCUGAAUUUCAGGGAGUAACAUUUAGAGGACAUAUUGGUUAGGAAGAGAGAGAGAGGACAUUUUAAAAACACUGUAGGCUACGUAAUGAAUACCUCAUGGUCUGGAGACGUUCGGAUGUUCGGUUCUCAAAUGUAAUUUGUACUUUAUUUAUUGAAUAAAACAAAUUAUAUCUGCGAAUGCAGCCACAUUGAAUUAUUAUCAUUUGUUGUGCUUUUACAUUUCACUGUAAUC